AUGGCGGCAACCACUUUACGCCGGCGACUUACUUCUGCCAAAGAGGGCAUCAAAGAAAAGAUCCAAAGCCACAGAAAGCUGUCGGGUUGGGUUCUUGAGCGUCAAGAAUCCAGCUUCGCAGACGACGGUGCAUAUUCCAACAUCGACUCCGAUGUCACACCGCCUGAGAGACGAACCUGGACCUCUUUCACCAUUCUGGGUUUCUGGUGCAGUGACGCUCUGAAUGCCCAAGGCUGGGAAGGCGCCAGCUCUAUCAUGCAGGCUGGCUUAACCUGGAGAGAGACGAUCUAUCUCAAUCUCACGGGGGCGAUGGUCGACACCAUACCAUUGGUACUCAAUGGUCACAUUGGUGCAAAGUUCCAUAUUCCCUUCCCAGUCGCCAUCCGGUCCUCUUUCGGGUUCUAUUUCUCCCGCUUUGCGGUUGUCGUGCGAAUGAUCACCGCGCUGUUUUGGCAUGGAAUCCAAACCUGGACAGGGAGCACGGCCAUGUUCCAGAUCAUCCGCUCAAUUUGGCCGUCAUUUCUGGACAUGCCAAACCAUCUGCCGGAGAGUGCUGGUCUCGCCUCCAACAUGAUGGUUGCUCACUUCGUGUUUUGGUCUGUGCAGCUCCCAAUAUUGCUCAUUCCGCCACACAAGCUCAAAUGGUUCUUUGUGUUCAAAAUCUUCAUCGUUCUCACGGUGAGCGUGGCCACGGUCAUUGCCAUGACGAAACAAGCUGGAGGAGUAGGCGAUAUUUGGGAUCAAAAGUAUGCGAUGAGUGGAUCGGCGAGAUCCUGGGCUAUCAUGGGCAGCUUCUCAAGCAUGUGCGGCGGAUGGGCAACAAUGGCGACCAACAUCCCUGACUUCACGCGAUACAUGAAGCAGCCUCGCGGGAUAUACUGGCAGGCACUGUGGCUCCCGGUUAUCAACGUCUUGAUGGCAUCUUUCGGCAUGAUCGCCACCAGCUGUGCCAAAGUGUUGUAUGGAGAAUACCUCUGGAGCCCUCUGGAUCUGGCCGCGCAGUGGCAUGGCCCAUGGGGACGCUGUGGCGCUUUCUGGGUCGGCUUUGCCUGGUGUGUGGCUCAAAUCGGAACGAAUCUUUCGGCCAACGUGAUUUCCUGCUCCAACGACAUGACCAAUCUGUGUCCAAAAUACAUCAACAUCCGCCGCGGUGUCAUCAUCACUACCGUCAUUGCGGGAUGGGCCAUGGUUCCCUGGAAGAUUGUGUACUCGGCCGGCUCAUUCUUGACCUUCAUGUCCGGUCUGUCAACCUUCCUCGCCCCAAUUGCCGCCAUCCUUGCUGCAGACUAUUGGGUGGUUAAGAGAAAACGCUUCGAUGUACCGGCAUUGUACCGCCGCUUCGGCCGAUACCGCUACAUAAGGGGCUUCAACUGGCGAGCCGCGGUGGCAUUUGUGGUUUCGGUCGUUCCAAACAUGCCAGGGUUGGCCAAGGCCGUGCAGCCCUCGAUCAAGCUCAACGCCGGGAUCAUGCACAUCUGGGAUAUGAAUUACCUGUGGGGAUUCACCAGCGCUUUCGUCCUGUACUGCGCCUUCAGCCAUUUCUUCCCAGCCACGGAAACACUGGUCGAGGAGUCAGUAUACGGCGAUGUGGUAUUUUAUGAUGGUACACCGACACCGGAUGAGACCAAAGAAGCAGAAGAAAUAGCCACAUCUGUCGAUCACAAAGGUGUAUAUACUUCCUAG
This is a messenger RNA of Capronia coronata CBS 617.96, 1683 nucleotides long. RefSeq lists its product as uncharacterized. Gene Ontology annotation, molecular function: nucleobase transmembrane transporter activity. Lineage: Eukaryota; Fungi; Ascomycota; Eurotiomycetes; Chaetothyriales; Herpotrichiellaceae. The record is from RefSeq and is a predicted model, not a curated record. The transcript has 4 exons. The coding region runs from base 1 to 1683 and encodes 560 amino acids. Gene Ontology annotation, biological process: transmembrane transport; nucleobase transport. Gene Ontology annotation, cellular component: plasma membrane.